AUGGAGAACAACAAGAUUUCUGAAGCUCGCUUCGCCGAGAUCAUGGCGGUUGUUGGUAGUCCUUUCGAGUUUCCCCCAUCAGUCUACAUGCAGAGACUCGAGGAAGAAACGAAGCGCGGUAACAGCUUGGUUCCGUUCUUGAACAAGACAUCUAGAGUCGACACCACCCCUCGUCAGUCACCCAAGUCGUGGCUUGAGAAGCUCGCCACCACGGACUUUGUGAUGGAACGACGUAAGGACAAGACUUCUACCUCAUCCUUGGAGCCCACUGAGUAUGUCCUUGUCAUCGAUGCCGUUGCGCCUGGGCAUCCUGUCUGGCUGAUCUAUAAUCGCAACUCAAUUAAUGAUAUCGGUGAACCAAUUACCGCUAGCCCAGCUGACCCUGACACUCCACUGGCCUUCAAAUAUUUUCCCACUGUCAACGACUGGGUCCAGUCUUAUGGGAAUGUCGACCGCACUAAAUUUGAGGAGUCUAUCAAGGCGACUUGUAUCACCGGGGCUGUGGAGGUUAAGGAGCUUCCCUUGGCGGAGGCUGAAGAGCAUUUCCGCCAGUAA
Fusarium oxysporum Fo47 is the source of this 555-nucleotide messenger RNA. RefSeq lists its product as uncharacterized. The coding region runs from base 1 to 555 and encodes 184 amino acids. The record is from RefSeq and is a predicted model, not a curated record. Lineage: Eukaryota; Fungi; Ascomycota; Sordariomycetes; Hypocreales; Nectriaceae. The transcript has 4 exons.